GGUAGUUUUAGUGGCGGAUAUUUUAACUGUCGGAUUACUUUUGCAGUUGAAAGAAUGUCUUCAAAAACGAAGACAGCGCCUGACUUAUUGCGAAAUGGACCCACGGCUGAGCCAAGUGCAAUCAAGAAAUUGAGAGUGAAUGAACAGCAGCAAAGACUACGCCAGUCGUUUUUCACCAAUAUUUUACUGUUGGGCUUUGAUCGAGAAGCUCAAGAAAAGAAAGACCAUUUACAAUACAAUGAAAAUAUGUUUGCUGUACCCAACAACAAAGGAGCCCUCCCAAUCCUUUAUUUUCUAAUGGAGAAGCUGGACCCUGAAGAAGCUAAAACAAGAUUCAGAGGAUUCUGGCCAGUCUUUGACAAGAAGCAAGAACAAUACUUCAGAAAGGAACUUUGCAACUGGCUAAACAAAAUUGCACAGGAGGAUCCAGAAGCAGGAUUUAAUUCCGUGUUCCCAUCUCUGUUCCUGUCACCUGGAGGUUACAAAUUUGAGCAAUUCCUCUUCUACUUGUCCAGAUAUGUUUUACUCAAAACACUGAAAAAAGAAUGUAAUAUCAAAGAUGGUUAUCUUAGAUGUCCAACACUGAAGCCCUCACUUCCUCAAGCAGCCCACAUUCCGAAGAUCCUGAAAUGUGCCACAAUCAAAAAUGUCCAGUCAUUGUUGGUGAGCAUUGAUGAGAAUCUAAAACUCUACUGGAAAUGGCAAGAGGCUACAAAGAAACUCACAGAAGAAUACAAAAUCCAGUUCAAAAAAAUAAACCGCAUGAAUUCAAGUCUAAAGGAUGCAUUAAAAGAAAACAACACUAAAGAAAAUUGUGAUGGUACAGAUGAAUCAAGAAAUGAAGUUUUAUAUUGGAUCAAACACCAGUGGAAAGACAUACUUCAUCAGAUACAGUCCCAGAAUGCUGACAGAGAGACAAUCCAGUCCGUCAUCAAAAGCUUUGAGAGUAAACACAAACUUGAUAUGCAGUUAAUUAAUGCCUGUAUUCCAGACCAGCUGCUUCAGGUUAAAGAGAAAGAAAUUCAAGAGGAGAAAGUUGAGAGUCUCUACAAAAGAGGAAAACUGGAUAUUGUUAGUUUAAUUAAACUCUCCAACUUCAGUUUACAGAUGUAUCAUGAAAAAUUGCAAUCUGUAAAUGUCUCUGACUGUAAAGAAACCAUCAGUGAGUUUGAAACGCUGUCCAAAAAUCACAGUAAAUACCUUGAAAACAUUGAAUCCAUGAGACAAGAAAUAACAGAUGUCUUAGAGGAGUCAAAGGAUUCUGUGCACUAUCUGACUGAAAAACUUAGUGAUAAUUGUGAUAAAGUGGACGCUAAGACUUUGGUCAUGAUUCCACAUUCACCACCACCCGAGAAUUUUUUGUUGAUGCCUGGAAAGAAAGAGCAUCUAUCACAAUCUGGAAAAUCUAUUUUAGAUUCUACGACAAUUCUAAAUUCUGAAGAAGAAGCUAAGAAGAUUCUGGAAGCUGCUACUAUUGCUGUUCAGAAUUGUACAGAACAGAAACCAAUAAAUCUGAUUGAUACAGUUAAGAAAAAUAGCAUGCUCUCUGAAGAUCUUAUCACCUUGAAAGCUACCAAACAGAAUACCAAGCAUACUAAACCAUCUUUGAAACUUAGCGACCCAACAAGCAGUCAGUUUUCUCUUGAUGCUCAUUGUUCAAUUAACCAAACCAAUAAAGAUGUCAACAAAAAGAAUACUGACAACACAAAGGCAUCUUCAUUAAGAAGACCAACUCGAAUUAAGGUCCCUGCAAAACUCAGUCAUGAAAAGGCUAUGAAAGACUAUGUAUCAUCUGUCGUCGAUUGUUACAAAACUGGUGGAAAUGCUGACCUUCAAGAUGUUACAGAAGCUUUGUCUAUGGAUGCUUUCCAAUCAAAAGACAAAUUAGCUCGCAGUCCAGUAAAGCCACCAAAACACCAGAAGCUAAUGUUGCCUAAAGACAGUGGCAUAGAAGAAUCUAAAAGUGACAUAUUUCCGCUGCUGUCACCAAAUUCUUUAAAUUGUGCUGAUCCAAGUUCUUCUCCUUUGCUUAAUCCAACGCAUGUCUCAUCUGGUUCUGCUGAUUCAAGUGCAUCCUUUCUACCUUCUCCAUUGCUCGAAACUCCAACUACACAAUCCAAAAUCAACCGAUCAAAUUCAUCUUUUAAACUGCUAUCGGUCAGCCCAAAUGACUUGACCGAACUGUUUACCUUACCAAACAAUAAAUGCACUUCAUUAGCUUCUUCUGAAAACGCUGAGCCCUUUGAUUGUAUUUUGGAUGAUGCCAGCAUCCGUUUUGACCAACCUAGCAGCCCAAAUAGUAGCGGUGAAGAGAUUGACCAAUCAGAUUAUUACAUCCCUCUAAAGAAAGAUCUUAAUCUGAUUGGCCAUUCAGGAGACCGAGAUUUUUGUCAAACUAAUUCCCAAAUAUCAUUGCCUGGCUCCGUGGAAACCACCCCCACUUGUUCUGAACAAAGAAGUUUUCGUUUAUCACUGUCUGAUAAACCACUAGAAGAUGAGAGUGACUCAAUAUUAGUUGACUGAGAAGUUUUGAAACAAAGAAACAACCAGUAAAGUCCUGCUGACCCUGCUUUUAAAAUGGUCAUCAAAAGCUGGUGGCUUGUGAGAAAAAAAAGAAAGAAAAAAACCCUUGUAAAGGAGGACUUCUUAUUUCAGCCCCAGUGGGGUUUUCUCCACCCUUUUUUUUUUUUUAACCUGCUCAGCUGAGAACUUAUCUGAACUGUGAUGUAUUAUAUGUCUCUAUGGCAGUGCCAACAUCAUUUUGGAAAUGGAGCUAAUAAUUCUGUUUUCCAAUGAUCUUGGUGAUGAGCAUAAAAUAUGCAGUGCUUCAUAAAGGACCAAUAUUCUUAUGAUGGUUUCCCCACCAUUAGAUUGGUCCUUGGCUUGAAAUGCCAAAAUGCCAAGCUUCUUAGGUUGUCUUGAAAAAACCUCUUUUGUUCUUUU
Molecule: messenger RNA, 2943 nt
Organism: Octopus sinensis (East Asian common octopus)
Lineage: Eukaryota; Metazoa; Mollusca; Cephalopoda; Octopoda; Octopodidae
Product: HAUS augmin-like complex subunit 6
Exons: 22
Coding region: 55-2523 (822 amino acids)
Biological process (GO): spindle assembly
Cellular component (GO): mitotic spindle microtubule; HAUS complex
Molecular function (GO): microtubule binding
Source: RefSeq, a predicted model, not a curated record